AUGUCUGAGAGCGGCCUCACGCGCCGUCGCGGCGCAGGGGCCUCAGCAGCUCGUACCUCUGGCGAUGAGUUUGACGGUGCGGGCGCGUCAGGUGCUGCUGCCGCUGCACCCAGCAACGAGUAUCGCAACGCAUCGGCCUCGCAGGGUGCUCUUGAAGGCCGCGGCAAGGUGGCCUACGACCCCCGCGACUUCAAUGACGACAACGAGUCCAAACAGCAGCCCCGUCUGACUCUCAUGGAGGAGGUCCUGUUGCUCGGUCUCAAGGACAAGGCUGGCUACUUGUCAUUCUGGAAUGACAACAUUUCAUACGCGCUCCGUGGCUGUAUCCUGAUCGAGCUUGCUCUCAGGCGGCGCAUCGCCAUGGUCCGUGACCCAUCGAGGCGCCGACUCGCCCUCUCCGACCGCCUCAUUGAGGUCAUUGACGAACGCCAAACGGGCGAGACCAUCCUGGACGAGGCGCUCAAGAUGAUCAAGAGCAGCGAGAAGUAUGGCGUCGGAGCAUGGAUCGACCUCAUGAGUGGCGAGACGUGGAACGUGAUGAAGAUCGGCUAUCAGUUGAAGCAGGUCCGCGAGCGCCUGGCCAAGGGCCUCGUCGACAAGGGCAUCCUCCGCACCGAAAAGCGCAACUUCCUCCUGUUCGACAUGGCUACCCACCCCAUCGCCGACAUGAACGCCAAGGAGGACGUCCUCCGUCGCUGCCUGUCGUUGCUCACAGCGCGCACGGCCGCCAUUCCUCCACAGGCUCUCCUGAAGGAGGGCGUCAAGUACCGCCACAUGCGUGCAGUCAGUCUUGUUUGUGCCGCCUACGCGUCAAGCGUCCUCGAAAAUGCGCUGCAGCGCCUGUCGUAUGACUCGCGCGAGGCAGCGUUCGUCCGUUGCGACGAGAUUCUCGCCGAAUUCUCUACGUGGCCAUUCGGCAUCGGCACUUCGCAGUCUGCCGGCCCGGUUCAGAUUGGUGGUGGCUCGAAGCGCCGUGAGGGUGGUAGUGGCAUUGGCCGUGAGAGUGUGCAGGAGCUCGUGCGGGAAGUUAGGAAGGAGAUGGCUACUGGAAAUGGAGGAGCCGGCUCGGGCGGAGGGGCGGAGGAGCAGGAGGAGCUCUGCUUUGAGGUUAUUGCCACGGUCCUUGAGAUCUUUGGCCGUAUGGACAGCCUGCUGUAA
Messenger RNA from Apiotrichum porosum, 1158 nucleotides. RefSeq lists its product as uncharacterized. Gene Ontology annotation, molecular function: phosphatidylinositol-4-phosphate binding. The coding region runs from base 1 to 1158 and encodes 385 amino acids. Gene Ontology annotation, cellular component: trans-Golgi network; Golgi cisterna; cytosol. The transcript is spliced from 5 exons. Gene Ontology annotation, biological process: Golgi organization; Golgi to plasma membrane protein transport; Golgi vesicle budding. Lineage: Eukaryota; Fungi; Basidiomycota; Tremellomycetes; Trichosporonales; Trichosporonaceae. The record is from RefSeq and is a predicted model, not a curated record.